AGACUACGUUAUUUUAUGGUUAUUUCCUGGUUUAUUGACCGAAUAUUUCCCUGGUUUUUCAAGAAGACGUCUCCUGUCCACACCCAAUUAGGAGCUACGACUCCGCCCAACGGGGGCCACGUAAUAUGAGCCUCCCGAAUCCACCACAGCCUAACCAGGAUGAAUCUGGAUCUGCCGAACCACAUCACAAGCCUGAAGACUCUCAUGAUAGCGUCAUGGAUGACUUCGAGGACGAAGCUGGGUGGCAAACCCAAACGUCGAAGAAGAGACGUCACGGCUCAAAGUCAAGUGAGGACACAAUCAUAACUCAGCCGGGUUAUAAUCUCACAGUCAUUGUUAAGCCUAACGACCCAACCACGAUCAUCACCAACAUGAACCCUCUGGUACUAAAACAAAAGCUGGACAGUCUGGCCCCAGACGGUGUCAUCCAGAUUCGGCCCAACUACCGAUUGAAUCUUCUGGCCAUCGAUGCUAGAAAUGUAGAAUCCACAAAAGCACUCCUGCAACUGAAGAACCUGGGAACAGUUCAAGUUCAAACUUACGAACCUCCUCCACCAUCGGCAUCUGUGGGUAUUAUUCGAGGAGUAUCUGCAGACAUCGAGGACGCUGAUCUCUUGGCAGCCAUGCGAGAAAAAGCUUCAGUAAUCCAGGUGAGAAGACUUGGAAAGUCAGAAAUUGUCAAACUGGUCUUCGCAACAAAAUCCUCACCUGAAUAUGUCACUGCCGGGCAUACACGUUACAAAGUUCUUCCCUACCUUGAAAAGCCAAGGCAGUGUCCGAAGUGCAAUCGCUUCGGCCACAUUGCAAGCACCUGUCUUAAGGCGCAGCGCUGCAGUCGCUGUGGCGGCGACCACGGAGUAAAUGAGUGUGCAGCGGAGCAGCCUAAAUGUGCCAACUGUAAGAAGCGCCAUGAUGCGACAUCAAAAGUCUGUGCCAUCUACAAAGUAGAAAGACAAAUCAGCAACUACAAAAGCUCGAAAAAUGUGAACUACACUUCCGCUAAAUCUGCUAUCGAAAACGACCAAGAGGCGUGUGGAACUGGAAGACACUGGACACCUCGAAAACGAUCACAAGGCUCAAAAGAAGAUAAGCAAUCAUGCAUUCCACUCCAGAGCGAGGAUAACUUCCCUCCUUUGGAAAACUUGACAGGCAAAACUGCUCCAGACGCCUCAGCAGCUCCCCCAGUACAGUCUGGACCAAGCACUCAGCCAUCUAGUGCUUCAGCAGCUACCGCCAAAAAAGGCCCUUCAAGAGGUCUGACCCGGCCAACCCGAAAGCACAGUGAGCCACCUGGUGAUCCUAAACCAAUACCUAAUGCAACACUUAAGCCUCAAAGCUUCGGAAGUGCGAUUUGUACGUUAGCCAUACAGCUACGUACCUUUCUCACGUCUCUAAAUUUUCCAUUCGCUCAGGCACUGGUUACAGUAAUCGACAUGCUCCUGCCACUUGCCAGCUCCUGGUCUAGGUAGUCUCGCCUUAAUAAGGCCGGACUGCAAUCGACGCAAAAUCAUCUUCCUCGCUGCGCAAGACGCUGUUUAAUACCUCAGAUUCUUCAGUGGAAUGUUAAUGGACUACGAAAUCGGAUAGACGACU
Ixodes scapularis (black-legged tick) is the source of this 1593-nucleotide messenger RNA. RefSeq lists its product as uncharacterized. The record is from RefSeq and is a predicted model, not a curated record. The transcript has a single exon. The coding region runs from base 126 to 1469 and encodes 447 amino acids. Lineage: Eukaryota; Metazoa; Arthropoda; Arachnida; Ixodida; Ixodidae.